UCAGCUGUAAACAAAACAAUGCUUAAUCGUUGUUAGUCACUAACUGUUGAAUGUUUUUAUAACACUAAUGAACUGAUUAAAACUUACAUUAUUUGAGCUGAUUACUUAUAUAUUUAGUGCAAUUAAAAAAAAAGUUUAUAGUAAAUUUAUUUUGUCAGCUAUUGGCACCCUUGCAACAGUACCCUACAACUCUCUGUACUAUUUUAUAAUUGGUAAUUUUAUUAUUAUAAAACAGGGAAUGGCUUGACAUAAUACUUUCAAUACAGAAUAUGUUUAACUUCAAAUACUAGUUUUCGCUUAUAUAUACUGAAAAAAGGAGUGAAAUCAAUGGAAGACAUCAAAGGUGAUUUUAAAAAGAAAGGCAGACAAAAAUUUCAAUGCGCUCUUUGCAGUUAUUCCAGUCCUAGGGCAGUCACCUUAAGCAGUCACAUGGUGACACACACAGGAGAACUGUUGUUCAACUGUCCAAUUUGUACCUUUCCCUGUUGUUCAGAAUUGGGCCUAAAGCGUCAUUCGAAAAUGCAUGAAACUGGGGACAAUUAUUCAUGCACCAUCUGCGACUAUACUUGUUCUAAAGCUGGCUUCUUAAGAAUUCACUUGUUGAAGCACAAGAAUAACACCAUUUAUACGUGUACCGAUUGUGAUUUUGCAUGCAUCAAGCAAGAAACGUUAAACUCCCACAGAGAAAAACACCAUUCUCUGUGUACAAAUGGAAAAAAUUAUUUGUGUUCUCUUUGUGAUUUUAGAUUCACUGCGCCGAGUCAUUUAGUCAGGCAUAUGAUGACACACACUGGAGAAAAGCCUUUUGCCUGUCUUAGAUGUGACUACAAGACAACGAGGGCAAGUUAUCUUAACAGACAUUUAUUGAGUCAUUUGGGAGUUCGUCCUUUUUCAUGUCCAGAGUGUGAUUACAAGUGUUCAAGAUCAAGUCAUUUAAAAACUCACAUUAUGACCCAUACUGGCAAAAAGGCAUUUUCAUGCCUGGAUUGCGAUUACUCCUGUGUCACUUCCAGCAGCCUGAGACUGCACAUGAUGUCACAUACCGGUGCCAAACCUUUCAUAUGUGACAUAUGCCAGUACUCUUGUAAAACGUCUAAUUGCUUAAAACGUCACAGAAUGAUCCAUACUGGAGAAAAGCCCUACUCUUGCCCAGAAUGUAAUUACAAGUGUAUUGAACAAUCUAGCAUGAAUAAGCACAUAGAAUUACAUAGAGGGAUCAAACAUUUUUUCUGUGACAUGUGCAAAUACAAAUGUAGUAGGAAAGCUCGUUUGAUAAAACACCAACGAACCCAUUUGAAAACAAGACCAUAUGCCUGUAUCGACUGUUGCUACACCUGCAGCUCUAGUUCUGUUCUAAAAAAUCAUCUUGACAAAUAUCACAAGAUUGAACCAAUAGAACAUGAUAAAGCGUAAUUUUCUUCAUUAACAAAGCACAGACUUUUUUAAUUGUAUA
Messenger RNA from Cimex lectularius (bed bug), 1453 nucleotides. RefSeq names its product gastrula zinc finger protein xLCGF3.1-like. Gene Ontology annotation, molecular function: DNA-binding transcription factor activity, RNA polymerase II-specific; RNA polymerase II transcription regulatory region sequence-specific DNA binding. Gene Ontology annotation, biological process: regulation of transcription by RNA polymerase II. Lineage: Eukaryota; Metazoa; Arthropoda; Insecta; Hemiptera; Cimicidae. Bases 328 to 1413 code for a protein of 361 amino acids. The record is from RefSeq and is a predicted model, not a curated record. The transcript has 2 exons.